UCCGCGUACUGCGAAAUGGUAUCGCCCUCUUCUGUAAAUGGGGUCUGCCAAGGAGCAAUUUGGGAGUGUUGGGUGGGCUGUGGUUGUAGUGGCGCGUGUUUUGUUCUGGAGAAAAGCUCUUUCUGAAACUGAGAACAACUACUUAGGGAUCUGUCACUGAGGGCAGGCAUCCCGUGUCCCGCGGUGGAGAGUUCUCUGCUCGGCUCAGCUGGGGAGAACUGUGAGCUUGAAUAGAAACUGCUUUCUUUCCCUAAGAAAUUAACCCAGUGCGUCAGCAUCUCAAAUGCGAUAAUGGUGAUGUUUCCCUAGGAACCAGGAAUUGGCUAAAGCGGUAUGGUUGGAUUCAGUGAUCUUAAAGGUCUUAAAUUACAGAAUGAUUUGAGUUGGAAGGGACCUUUAAAAGGUCAUCUAGUUCCAACCCGCCUGCCAUGGGCAGGGACACCUCCCAGUAGGUCAGGCUGAUCGAGCCAACUUGGCCUUGAAUAGCUCCAGGGAUGGGGCAUCCACAACUUCCCUAGGCAACCUGUGCUAGUGCCUCACCACUCUCAGCGUGAAGGAUUUCUUUAUAGUGUCUAGCCUAAAUCUCUUCCAAUAUAAAGCCGUUCCUCCUAGUCCUAUCACUAUUUGGGUUUUGUAAUAAGUCCUUCUUCAGCUUUCUUGUACACCCCCUUCAGGUACUGGAGGAUCACUGUAGGGUAUCCUUGGAGUCUUCUCCAGGCUGAACAAGCCCAACUCUCUCAGCCUGUCCUUGUAUGGGAGGUGCUCCAGCCCUCUGAUCAUCCUUGUAGCCCUUCUCUGGACCCAUUCCAACAGUUCCAUAUCCUCCUUCUGUUGAGGAUUCCAGAACUGGACACAAUACUCCAGGUGAGGUCUCACAAUAGAGGAAUAGAGAGGCAGAAUCACCUCCCUGACCUUAAAGGUCUUUUCCAACCUAAGUGGUGCUAUGUUUCUGUUAUAGAAAGUGUUUUCCUGAUGCCUUGACUCUUUGGUGUAAUAAACUGCCUUUGUCUUAAGUGAGCAUGCAAUAAUAAAACUAUUGGAGAAGGUGCUCUUUUUAAUGUCUGUUUCUAGGUCCGAUGUCCAAGUCGCUGCUGAAUGACAGCCCUGCUGCAGGCCUGCAAACGGACUGUGAGGGCAGCUCCAGAAGGAGGAGCUGGGGGCUGUUUGUCACUGCUGGUGUUGGUGGCACCUUGGUGGCACUUUAUGCUGUGGCCACCCCCUUUGUGACCCCGGCUCUGAGGAAAAUAUGCCUGCCCUUCGUUCCUGCAACUUCCACUCAGAUCCAGAAUGUGCUGAAGAUGUUGGAAACCAGAAGUGGCUCCCUAGUUGACAUUGGUAGCGGAGAUGGCCGUAUUGUGAUAGCAGCUGCAAAAAGGGGAUUCAAAGCUGUUGGUUAUGAAUUAAAUCCCUGGCUAGUCUGGUACUCCCGAUACCGUGCCUGGAGAGAUGGGGUACAUCAGAAUGCUAAAUUUUAUAUUUCAGACUUAUGGAAGGUUUCUCUUUCCCAUUACACGAAUGUUGUUGUUUUUGGGGUACCUCAAAUGAUGCCACAGUUGGAGAAAAAGCUAGAAGAAGAACUUGAAUGUGAUGCCAGAAUCAUUGCCUGUCGAUUUCCUUUCCCUUGCUGGAUCCCAGAUCAUACUACUGGAGAGGGAAUAGACACUGUAUGGGCCUAUGAUUUGAAACAUUCUAGACGAUGUGAAACAAAAAUCUUGGAAGUUACACCAGAGACAAAAUUCUAAACAUUUAAUUUGAUUUUGUACUGAAACUUCUGGCCUUGACUUCAUCUGGUAAAGAAAACUGCAUGUCAGAAGACAGUUGUAUCUGCAUUAAUGUUCCAUAAUUUCAUGCAAAUUUGAAGCAUGAUUCAUCUUAGAACAGAAAACCACAUAGAGGUUUGCAGAAAGAUUUACCACUGGCAGUUGUCAUGAGACAAAGCAGAUGCACUCAGCUUUUUGAACCACAGUUAACAUCUUAGGGCUGAAGAAUGACAGGAUCUUGCUGGCAUCAUUGACUCCCUGAGCUUAUCUAUUUCAUGGUAAUUAAUACAACACUUUUCAUUUAGUUUCCUGUCAGUGCAGGUUCCAUUGCCUCAGGCUUCAUUUGCCUUGGUGCUUGAUGUAGAGAGCAGCUGCAGCCCAGCCCACAGCUUUCUUACUGGAGUAUUUCUAAUCACUAUGAGUUUGUGGAACAGGAAAGGGAUUGCAGAAACGUCAGUAUUCCUGAGCUCAUGAGAAGGGAUACAUUUGUACUUGGGGAGGAAAAUAAUUUGUAUGAUUUAUCUUCCUUAUUUCCCUUAUUCUUGUUUUGCUCGCAUCCAGCAUUCAGAUUGAAAAAAAAGGGACUUGUCCCUUACUUCAUCCUUUGCCUUUCCAGGAACCCUUUUUAAUCCUGCUGAUUAUUUACAGUAUAUUUGUCCCUGUAAUUUAUAUUCCUACCUUUUUUGAUGUUAUUUACUUAGAUUCUAAAUCUUGGUCUUCCAAAAUGCCUUGGUUUCUCCAAAAGACCUAUAUAUUCACCAAAAAUUUCUCUAGAAUGUUUUCCUGUGUUCUACUUUCUCUUACAACUACUUUGUGUCUGUGGAGACCAUUAAAUGGUUUCCUCAGGCUUCUGUAUAUCUCAUAUUUGUUAAUCAGUUUGGCUUGCAUCAAGGAAGAUUAUGAAACUAAGAGGAAUUUGGUUCUACAAUACCUGUAUAUUUCAAAAUCAUGCCUGUGGCCCCACUCUUGCAAGCCACGGCAGGAGCUGCUAUUUGUCCAUGACCGCAUGAACUAAAUUCUGAGAAUUUUAGAAUCAUAGAAUCCUAGGCAGGAAAAGACCUUUGAGAUCAUCAAGUCCAACCAUACCUGUCCCCUACUAAAUCAUAUCCCUAAGCACUUCAUAUACUCGUCUUUUAAAUACCUCCAGGGAUGGUGACUCAAUAACCCUCCUGGGCAGCCUCUGCCAGUGCUGGAUAACCCUUUCAGUGAAGAAGUUUUUCCUAAUGUCCGAUCUGAACCUCCCCUGGUGCAACUUGACUCCAUUCCCUCUCCUCCUAUCACCUGUAACUUGGGCAAAGAGACCCAAACCCACUUCUCUACAACCUCCUUUCAGGUAGUUGUAGACAGUGGUAAGGUCUCCCCUCAGCCUCCUCUUCUUUAGGCUAAACAACCCCCCAGUUCCCUCAGCUGCUCCUCAUAAGACUUGUUCUCCAGCUCCUUCACCACCUUCGUUGCCCUUCUCUGGACAUGUUCCAGGACCUCAAUGUCUUCUUGUAGUGAGGGGCCCAAAACCAAACACAGCAUUCGAGGUGCGGCCUCACCAGUGCCAAGUACAGGGGCAGAAUCCCUUCCCGAUCCUGCUGGCUGCGCUGUUUGUGAUACAAGCCAAGAUGCUCUCAGCCUUUUUGGCCACCUGGGCAUGCUGCCGAGUUGUGUUCAGUUGGCUGUCAACUCUGCCAGGCAGCUUUCAUGCCGCUCUUCCCCAAGCCUGUAGCGCUGCAUGGGGGUUGUUGUGUCCCAAGUGCAGGACUCUGUACUUGGCCUUGUUAAACCUCACCCUGUUGGCCUCAGCACAUCGAUCCAGCAUAAUAUGUUGGCAUUACUUUUAUAAAUUAUAAUGUUAGGAGAAUAGAAUGUGCUAUAACUUCAAUUUAUAACUUCAAUUUAUAACUUGAGAGGUUCUAAAUUCCACAAAAGGUUGUUUGGUAUGUGGUUUCAUGCUAGUGUCAUGUUUCUUCUAAAGUUUCACAAAAAUUUGUUUAUCUUUCUCUCCUCUAAAUAGUUGCAUUGAUGUGGAUAUACAGGAAGAGCUAGACAAGACAUGCCUGAAAUUUUUAUGCUCAGAGGCAGUGGGGCCACUGAACAGCACUGCUCUCUGGAUGAAAGCAGAUCUCUGUGGAAAGUCCUUCAUGAAGUAUUGCUUCUGGCUAUGUUUUUGUGUCAUGCCAAGAGCCUGAUUGCUUCUCCUAAGAAGACAUAAAUUUGACCCUUCCUUCCUGAAUAUCUGAUUGAGUUGCUCUACUACCGCAACCCCAACUUUAACAAAGAGCAUCCACAGCUGCUGGAGAGGUGCAAGAGAAGUGUUGGCCUUCAGCAGAGUGCCCCAGCUGCAUUGACGCAGGAUAUGGAGAUGGAUAGCCCUUUUGAAGUCCAAGUGGUCAACCUGCAGGGGUCACACAGGCAUCUCCACCUGUGAUGACCACACCCAUGAAGCAAUAGGCUAGAACACCUCGUGGCAUUGGCCAUGCCCAUACGUCUCCACAGGCAGCUGCUCUGACACUUCUAAAGCCUGCUGGAGUAGCAGGCAGAGUUCAUCCCUCUGCCCCUCUUCUUUCUACCAGCACACUUAUACCUCUCCACCAUAUUUUGCAAUAUUUUCAUGUGGGCUUAUGCAGCCAGAAGCCCUCAAGGCUGGCCUGCCCUCCCAGCUGUCAGCCAUGGUUUGCAAUGCCCAUGCUGCCAGAAGCCUCAUGACAAUGCCAAAGCCCGACAGUCCCCUACUACUUGAUCUGUACCUACAGCCCCAACACUGCAGAGGCAGGUGAUGGCUUUGGACUCCAGUGUGGCACACGCUAAAGAGAGUCCAGCUAGUUAGUAGCAAGUCAGUAGUGUCUAAUAGCAUUGCUAAUAAGUAGAGCUUAGUAGAGUUGGUUAGAAGUAGAGCCUCGUUAGACUUGCUAAUAAACUGUUUGAACAAUAAGCUUUUUUCAGUUGUUCUGUCCUGUUUGUACAGUGUGAAGCCCAGAGUGCAAUUGAAUUUCACACAUCUGGUAGACACAAACACUUCAAUCAUGUCGUACGGGGAGCUGGUGCUAGGGUGGAGAAAGUUGUUCACACCAGUUCUACCAGAGGAUGUGCAGUGUCUGCUUGCAGAAAGUCCAUCUUUGCUAAGGAAAAAAAGCAACUAAUCGCUGAAGCAUAUCCCCACAUCUGCAGAGCCUGUACAUCUCCUCAGGUGGCUACUUCACCGCUUCCUAACUCUGCUGGAACAGCAGGCAGGGAGAACUUCUGUCUGAUGGUCUGAUUUACAACACCGGUGUGAUUACAAAGAGAAGAAGGAAUUAGGAAGAGGAAAAUCAAGCUUAGUAUUUUUGCACUGUUUUUAUGGAGAAUAUUUGCUUUAGGUGAUCGUAUGGUUAAAAGUCUGAUCCACAGCCCACUGAAGUGAACAAACACUCUCUGUAUCAGGUAGUGUUGGGAAAGAUCCUAGAGAAGGUGAAGAGAAUUUAAAACCAAAAAAAUAAAAGGACUAAUAAGAAGAUGUGAAAAUUCCUUUAUGUAAUAGAGACUUGUAUCUCUUGAGUAGAAAUGUUCUUUUAAGAUUGUCAGAAAGUGGUGCCCAAAUUAAAUUAAGUCUUGAUUGCCUUUCAGGUGUUUAGUGUUCUUUACCCUGUAAGAGGUUCAUAGACUGAAAGAUUUUUUUGAGUUUCCUAAGAGAUAAGAAAUCCUUUGGGCCUGAAAAUAUUGGAAUAUUCAUAUCAUAAUUAUUUUUAGAUGCAUCUGGAGCUUUAAUUUGUUGCAAAUAUGUUUUUCUUUGUGUCUUUACUCUUUUAUAGGGGGGAAGGGGAGACACAUUUACAGAAAAAACAAUAUUUCCUCCCCUCCAUAGUGAUACUUAUUUAAUAGCAUUUCUGUUCCUAUGGAAUAUUGAUCAUGUGCAUGCUGUUCUGUGCAACAAAUGCAUAGAUUCAUUGAUGAAGGAUUUGAACUUUUGAGAUAUGCAUCUUGUAUUAAUCCUACAUAGAUUUCUUCCUUUAACAAUUCUGAAUCAUAUUAAUUUUUAAUUACUUGGGUGCUACAGCUAAUCUUGAAUUUAAAAUAGAACCUUUUAUUUAGAAUCAUAGAAUCAUAGAAUCAUAGAACGGUUUGAGUUGGAAGUGACCUUAAAAAUCAUCUUAUUCCAACCCUCCUGCCACGGGCAGGGACCCCUCCCACUAGAUCAGGCUGCUCAGGACCCCAUCCAACCUGGCCUUGGGAAUGUGCUGUAAGGGUUUUUUUUGGUGGUUAAAUUUGUAGAGCAAAUCUUCAUAUGUAUUAUGCUUGUGAAACUAUGUAAAUGUCUAUUUUGCUGGAUGUAAUUUUGGUGAAACACGAUAAAAUAUAGUAAUUUUUAUGAUUUAGUUUUUAAUCGUGUUUCUUUCCAUUUAUAUUCAAGCCUCACCUUAAUGUACUUUGUAAUAAUUGAAUCAUAGCUAUGAAAAAUGCAUUUUUCUAGGUACAAUUUCCUUGCUUUUGUCAUAACGUAUUAUCUUUUUUUAUAGUUAGUGUUUCCUUAAAUUGCAUUUUCUUUGUAUUUCUUCUAAGAACAAAUCUUACUGUCCUCAGUAAUGCAGAGUAAUCUUCCUGUACUUUUCUGUGGUGUGAAUUCUUAAAUCAGUGUUGUCUUUGUGAAGGAUAUAAAAAGCUUAGGCUUGGCUUAACCGAUUCCAAGUCUCUUUCUAAUGAGAGAAAGUUUGCUUCUGAUCUUGGUCAUGUUGACCUAAAUGAGGAGCUCUUUCAGCCCAUCAGCCCAUUCAGCCAUGAAAUUAAAGGAAAGAUAUGCUAUACUAAAUGGAAAUACCAUCAAGCCAUAGGCUUCCUGUCUAGUAGUUAUUUUUACCAGGCAAAUCUGAGGCUCUUGUCAUGAGACAGUAUAAUUAUUCUUAUUUUAUGAUUGGAUUGCUUGGGGGCUACAUGAAAGUUGUGGUAAAGAAAAACUAGAAUUAACGAGGUGAAAUGAAAAAUGGAAAUCUCGUUUGCUUUUCUAAGGAAGACAGAAUUCCAGGCUAAAAUUUAUGUAGUGCAUUUUUAGAGAUUACUGCGGUCUUGUGCUGAUUUUGGUCAGUUAAGAUACAAGAUAUAAUUUAUGUGGCUUUUGUGCAAUGCUUUGUUGGGGCAGCGUUCAGGCAAGACUGUAUUUGAGCUGGCAAGCAUUCUGGCAAGACUGUAUUUCAAGUGGUAUCGUCCAGCCACAGUGCUGACUCUUUCAUCAGUCUCUGUACUUCUUGUUACAGUUCAAUGUUUUCCUUGUUGCAGGAUCCACAGCCAUCACAGUUAUUCUUCUUGAAGCGUUAAAUCAGAGAGGCAUUUUCUGUGGUGCCCUCGCCCAACUUUGUUAUUGAUGCUUAUAUGAAAGUAGUUGAUUAAACAUACCUGGUAAUUGUAAACAGUAAUGUUACUGUAGCUAUUAAAUGUAUAGAACAGUACUGUCAGUGCUGAAGCCCAAUUUAGACAUGUUCAUUAAAGAAAGCAAUAACCUUUGAAGGAUGUGCAGGAUUCUGCAGCACCUGGUAAUGAACAAUGUUAUGUAUUAACCUUUUUCCUUCUUUUAUCAAGAAGCCAAUACCUGAGGUUAUGCAUUGAAACAAGAAUUUAUUGCUAAUGAAUUUGUAGGUCAAGAUGCCAUCAAAGUAAGUUGAAGAGAAAGUGGCCUUUUAAAAGAUGUUUAUACAUUUCUUAAUAGCAGCCUGUCAUCUGUGAUGCAGCUGUAGUAACAGCAAGUGGUGUUUAUGGCUGUCUGCACAGUAGGAUGACAGCAGAACAGAGUUUUGCUGGGUUAAGCAAGGAAAAUCAUUCUUGCAUGCAAGACAACAUAGAUCAGUCACUAAACAACCUGCAGACAUAGUGGUGAAUCUUGGAAGAUGCUGAGGACCCUUUCUGAGGUGCUGGCGAGGACCUUUCUAUUCUAUUAAGACUCCCUAGUUUGAUCUUUAAGCAUAGCUAAAGCAAACCUUAAACUUGGUGUAAGUAUUGCUUCCUGCGAUGGAAAAUAUUUGGUAGACAUAGUUACUAUAGUAACUUUAGUGCCUGUUCCUCUAAAUACCACCCGGUUUAAGGCUAUCCAGUGGUAACAUUAACGUGUGAACCUCGUGCUGGUCAUUUAGAUGAUGAUGAAUUACAUGGUGUGAAAGUAGUUUUCUCACAGUCACAAAGUUGAGUUUUUUAUUUAAUUUAAAAUUGUGACUCCAUACAGCUUCUUGUAUGAACAUUGCUAUAUGUGUACUAUGAGGUCAGAGUAUGCCUUCAAGGUAAUAAAUACA
Molecule: messenger RNA, 7999 nt
Organism: Cuculus canorus (common cuckoo)
Lineage: Eukaryota; Metazoa; Chordata; Aves; Cuculiformes; Cuculidae
Gene: ATPSCKMT
Product: ATP synthase c subunit lysine N-methyltransferase
Exons: 8
Coding region: 1077-1742 (221 amino acids)
Biological process (GO): peptidyl-lysine trimethylation; positive regulation of proton-transporting ATP synthase activity, rotational mechanism; regulation of mitochondrial ATP synthesis coupled proton transport
Cellular component (GO): mitochondrion
Molecular function (GO): protein-lysine N-methyltransferase activity
Source: RefSeq, a predicted model, not a curated record